GUCCAUCAUUCGAGUUUUGUGUGCGUGGCGCGGCAUGAUCGACUUCGAGGCCUAAUCACUGAGAGAAUUUGACCCGCCCAUCUCCCCAUCAUGCAUUCCUACGUGCGACCGAACCAGUUUGUCGCCUUCAAGCUCCCGUCCGAUCAGACGAGGAUCCAGAAGAUUGUCCCCAACACCCAAGUAUUCCUAGGCAAAUAUGGUACAUUCCCCGCCAACCAGAUCAUCGGCCGUCCGUUCUACCUGACCUUCGACAUCCACGAGACGCCCGGCGAAACCGAUAGCACGUACCUGCGCAUUGUUUCGGCGGCCGAACUCCAUGCGGAACACCUCAUUGCCGAGGGCGAAGGCGAUGGCGACGACCAAGAGCCCGCCGUUGAGGCCGCGACGAUGCGCACGAACCGCGACACGAUCGACGAUCGCUCAACCCAGAAGCUGACCAUCGAGGAGAUCGAGGCCCUGAAGAAGGAGAGCACGGGAGCAGGAAAGGAGAUCAUUGCCAAGCUGUUAGAGUCGCAUUCGGCAAUUGACCAGAAGACGGCAUUCUCGCUGGCGAAGUACAAGUUGCGCAAGGAGCGGAAGUACAUGAAGCGGUUCACGGUCAUCCCCUUGGAUGUCAGUCUGUUGACGAAUUACAUGCUGCAAGACAAGGAGGCGGCGAGGACUUUGGAGAUGCGCGAUGAGGCGCUCGGUCUGCUUGGAUGCUGGGGCAAUGUGCACCACGGAGGAAGCACAUCAUUCGAUAUGGAGACGGUGCUGUCGAACCCAAACGGGCGGUACCUCGUCGUUGACGAUACGGGUGGCUUGGUGGUUGCUGCUAUGGCGGAAAGGAUGGGGAUUCUCUACCCGCAUGAUGGUGACUUCGACGAGGAACAGCAGGAUGCUCAUCAGAAGGUACCUGCGACGGCAGGCGCUCAAGGGGAGCACGACGGAGAGGCACCAUCUACCGAGGGUGCUACGUCACGUCGCAACCGUCGCCCACAGAUGUCUGCCCAAGGAAAUACCAUCACUCUGCUUCACGCGAACAAACAACCGAACAUCAGUCUCUUGAAAUACUUCGGAUACGAGGCGGACGACCCGAGUGAAACCCACCCUCUUUACACGAACUUCAAGACCGUCUCCUUCAUGCAGCUCUUGGACCCCAACGCAGACAGCAUUUACGAUCAGGAACCAGCGGAGAUUCCCGCAGAAGAGCUAUCCACAUAUAAGUCCAGCAAGCGCAGUGCCUAUCACCGCAAGCGCGGCCGGUGGAUGCGCGUACGACGAGUCGUCGACGAGGCGCGGGCGGGCGGUUUCGAUGGCUUGGUCAUCGCGACUCUGAUGGACCCGAGCAGUGUUCUGAAACAUACGAUCCCACUAUUGGCCGGCUCGGCUCCUGUUGCCGUAUACUCGCCUAAUAUCGAGCCCCUGACGGAGGUAAUGGAUCUGUACUCCACCGCCAGGAAGACCGCUUUUAUCAACCGAAGGCGCGAGCUCAUGGAGCAGCGGGCGACGUCCGAUGACCCGGUCGACGUGCGAUCUGAGCUGGAGGAAGAGUUCCCUCUCGACCCGACCCUGUUACUGGCGCCCACGUUAGAGACAUCGAGAGUGCGCGUGUGGCAGGUCCUGCCAGGGCGCUCACAUCCCAUGAUGUCCAGUCGGGGUGGGGCUGACGGCUUCAUUUUCCACGGUAUCAAGGUCAUUCCCACACAAGAACACAUUGAGGCAGCAGGAAAUCCCAGCCGCAAAAAGAGGAAGAUUGCCCGGUCAGAUGAGACCCCAGCGGACAGUGGUGAGGGUGCUGAUGUGGAAAUGACUGCGUAGAUUCUGAUGGAUGGCCAGAUCCACAAUACUGUCCAGGUCAUGUUGAAACAUGUAAAAUAGAGGCUCUACGAACCAUCAAGCCGGGACCUAAUCCUUAUGUGGAAACACUUGACGAUGAUGCAAAUGUCCAAAAGAAAUCUCAGACCACAAUUCUGUUACUGAUCUGAGC
Molecule: messenger RNA, 1969 nt
Organism: Aspergillus homomorphus CBS 101889
Lineage: Eukaryota; Fungi; Ascomycota; Eurotiomycetes; Eurotiales; Aspergillaceae
Gene: trm6
Product: tRNA 1-methyladenosine methyltransferase subunit GCD10
Exons: 2
Coding region: 91-1800 (569 amino acids)
Biological process (GO): tRNA methylation
Cellular component (GO): tRNA (m1A) methyltransferase complex; nucleus
Source: RefSeq, a predicted model, not a curated record